CAUAAGAUUUCUCUGUAUAGUUUACAUUUUUCACCGGUUGGGCAUCUGGUUCCAAGCUCAGGUUUGACUGCACCGACCUCCUCUUAAAAAAAGCUUUGCUUCGUAGGAAAUGUAUUUUCAUUUAUCAGUUGUUUCCUUGCCCUCAUGUUAUUACAGAUUUAACUCAUUUUCUUUUCCAUAUUGAAAAGUAAGAGAUAACUUUGUACCAUUUAGCCUUAAGAGUGUUGGGGCUCCUGUCCUUGCCCCGGCAGCGAGAGGUGAUGCUCUAACACCGAUAUUAACCUGUUCCACACCAGCGCGGUCAUGGGCAGCCAGGAGAAGACGGACAUGGCAGAAAUGCUGCUACAACAGAUUUCCCAUCCGUUGCAAAGGAUUCUUUUACCCAUAAAAAGGGUGAGUGUCAGCUGUACUGAAGCGGUUUAUUCGUGAUGGGGCUGCUCUCCUGUGACAGCAGAAGAAAUUCUGGGAGGAGGCAUUUGCAUUUUCCUUGUGUGGUUGCAAAGAUAUCUGGUACAUGCUGCUUUUCCUCCAGUCUCGCUGCAGAUGUAGACAAACCACACAGUUUAAUGGGAUCCCGCCCAUCUAAAUAUAUAGCUGGCUUUCGUGAACACAAAUAGCACUGUAAGCAUGAAGCAUGCAAACCCUUCCCCGUGUCAUUUCUAAGCGCCCCAAUGCUUGUACUGCUUGUACUUGCAAUGCUUGUACUUGUCAGGACUCUUAUUCUUUGUUUUAAAGCAAAGCGUAAGCCAGAUCAAGUCUGUCCCACAUAUCACAAUUUUUAAAAACGCAUUUUUAUGUAUAUGUUUUGAUACUCCAAGAAAUUGAUUGAAAAUCACACAAGAGAGUGCUAAUUCUCCUAUUCCUUCCCCCAUCUGGGUUUUUCUCUCUUUUGGGAAUUUCCUAACAUCCCAAAUCCAGUUAUCAUUCCCUACUGGUCUGCCCAGCCUGUUUUGGGGCUGGGAAGCUGCAGUUCCUCGGAAACCCCUCAGGCCUUAUGCAAAACUUCUGACGGAGCUCGGUAAUGGCACAACCCCCUCGACUCGGUGUUUCCACAACCGCACAUUUCCUUGCUCGCUAGCAGCACCAACCUGCUGCCAUAACAACCACCGUAAAUACACAGACUCACAGGACGGGCUGUAAAAAACCCCAAUCUCUCUACUGGGCUGAGCUGCUCCUUUAAAUCAGUAAGAAAUUCUGGCUGUAGCACCGUCCGGUUGCUACACCCAUGCAAGCUGUCCGCAGGGUUGUGCCGAAUGCAAAAUACCCACUUCCCUGUCUUGCAAAGUUCUGAGACCAUUUCUCUUAGGAAAUUACAACGCUUCACAUGCUAACGUGCAUAUUGAUCUGAUUGAUCGAUAUCUUCAGUCCUUUAAGCACUUUCUUUAGCAAAAACUUCUUUUGCAUACUUUUCUCACUUUGUUCAGCUACAUGAAAGAUAACGACUACCAGUGCUUUGAAGGAGCCACUUCUGCUUUCCAGCUGCAGGAGGGCGGCUCCGUCAUGCUGCCGCCUCUGAGCACAUCACUACACGCAGAUGCAGAGAAGUAACUGCUAAAUUUACUCCCUGGUGUUGUCACACUGCAAGAGGGAAACUAGAAAUGUCAGGUUAAUGCUGCUUAUCAUCUUUGUCCUAUACAAAGCACUAAUUGUGCUAUAUUUUGGUGCCUUUCUGGGGCUUUGUUUUCAUUUAGUAAUAAAAGGUGAUUUUUUAUAAGGGAAAGCCUGCGAAUUCAACUGCCUGCUGUUCCCUUUUCUUAUUUUAUGCUAUUCUCAGGAAAGUAGCCUCUUUUGGAGAUAUCCCAAUGAUGGUUGGAUUUGCUGUUCAAUCAGUUCUUUAUCAGCAUUCUUAUUUAUUCGCUGGUUUUGCUGGAAAGCUCCUGCUGUUCCAGCCAGAGCCCGGUGGGUCCCGCUCCCCUCUCAACGUUCUUUCGCUUCUGCCAUCGCUGUCUGCUCGGCCUGAUCCGUGCAGCGCGGGGAAGGGAUGUCAGAGCGAGAUAAAGCAAAGUCGCCCUUGGCAGCCGCAGACCCGCUAUCGCAGGGCUCAGCUGCUGGGGCAGCUCCUGCCCUCAGUGUUUUGGUGCUCGGUUGGGUUUUGGGGCAGUACGGGGCAAAAUGGGGAGUGAAGGUGGGCAGCAGAGGGACGGGAUGGGCUGAGCCUGGUGGUCUUGGCAGGUACAGGUGUCUUCUCUACGGCAUCGGGUAUGACAGCAGCCUGGUUUAAGCGGUUAAUCUGAGCUCUGUUACAAGGGGAUAUCACCAGGUUGGAACUCCAACAGCUGGUUCUGACACGCACACAAAUGAAGCUGUUCCCCGAGGAGGCUCAACGUCACAAGAAGCCUUUGCCAACUACUUCUCAACAUCUCGCUAUCCCAUGCUGAGGUCACUGCUAUAAGCUAUUACAAGAGAAUUCCACAGCAUUUAAAGCAUUUUAUUUUUCCUGUUAGCAACUUCAUUUUGCACUGUGCAGCCGCCAUCCCAAUUCAGAUCUCAGGUGACCAGUGACCUGCAAAGAUAUGUGGCCAAGACACCUCUGUGUAACUUGUCAACACGUUCACAAGUAUUUAAAGGAAUGCGUUAUCCAGGCUGCUUGACUCCUCCCUUAAGAGAACACCCCUUGGCCUCAUUGCAAGUGCUUUUGUUACAUAUGCUUGGAGCUUAAAUUGUAUCAGAAAGGGAAAUAAACUAGAAAAACUAUCUGUAACUUUGAGUUUCUCGCUGGAAAUAUUUCUGUUUCCUAGAUAACAGAGGCAGACAGAGGGAGAUGGGAAGGUGCGGGCAGGCUGCUGCUGGCUGCCCUUUGUGUCUAACUGGGAGAAUUACAGUGGAAAUGCUGGUGUCCUCACUGUGUUAUUCUGGGUGUAGGUGUCAGCAGAAGCAGCUCAAUUUGCAGCUUCAAAGCGGGGCUGAUAUGUAGCCUGCUGGCCUCCCAUGCACAUCUUGAGCUGGAGGAAAGCCCUCUCCUCUUGCAGAAAAACUCCUUUUCAGAGGCAACUCUUCCUAGGGAUGGGCAAGUGAUGUUUGAAGGUGGUUUGGGGGGGUUUGGUGCCCCUGAGCUGUGCUGGAUUCCCUGGGCCAGAUGCUGUCGGAGAGAGCAGGAGGCACCGAUGAAGACACAGUUCUCAUCCCUGCAGGCAGCAAGGCCAGUGCCAAGGGGUGAACGGGACCUUCUCUGCGCCUCCCAGCUUUGGGGAGUCCUGCAGAUUCACAGCUGGAGCUGGCAUGUGCUGCCCUUUGUGUUGAUUUUUGUUUCUUUUCCUUUGGGACUUGGUGAGAGGAUAAAUGCAGAUAAAUUAUUUGAAGGAGAGGCUGAGGCAGCGGGUGUCUGGAGAGCCCCACCGCAUUCCUCUGGAUGCCAAGAACGUCUCUUGGAGCAGAUAAGACUUGCAUUAGAAAAUUUCCCGGGGGUGAGAUGGCAGGGAGGGGAUGGGCAGCAGGCAGGAGUCGGGCCAUGGGAGCGGCACCGCUUUUGGCUGUGUGUCCCACAGCAGAGGGUGCUGCUGGCAGCCGCCUCCUCCCGCUGCCCGCGCCUACCAACAGCUCCCACGCGUGUUCUGGAGCAAAUCCCCGACCCCUCCCCGGAGUUCCGGGAGUGGCCGCGCUGCCCGGCAGCCCCCGGCUUAACACCCGGCUUGGGCGGGCGCUGCUCGGCUGCCGGUCCUGCUCCGGGUUCCGCUCCGCUUCCGCUCCGGCUCCCGGUGCUGCUGCCACUCCGGGUUCUGCUCCGGUUCCACUCCGGGUCCCACUCCUGGUUCUGCUCCGGUUCUGCUCCGGGUCCUGGUGCCGCUGCCACUCCGGGUCCUGCUCCGGUUCCACUCCGGGUCCCGCUCCUGGUUCUGCUCUGGUUCCGCUCCGGGUCCCGGUGCUGCUGCCGCUCCGGCCGACCCGGGGCAGCGAUGGGCUCCGGGCGCCGCCGCUUGUUCCUGCCCGCGCUGCUGCUGCUGCCGCUGCUGCCCGCGGCGUGGGGUGACUGCGGGCCAUUGCCAAAUAUAAGCCACGCAGAGCCCCUAGAGGACACUAAACAUCGGGAAAGCUUCACGGUGGGUUCCAAAGUCAGGUACAGAUGCCUGACGGGUUUUGUUAAGCGCCCCUUGAUGUCAGAAACCAUCCAGUGCCUUGCGAACUCCCAGUGGUCCCACCUCCCGGAGUUCUGUGGCCGUAGCUGUCCCAGCCCGCCACGUGUGCAUUUUGCUAAAGUAUCACAGGAACACGAAACACAGAAUUUUUACCCUGUUGCAGUCACGGUGAAGUACAUUUGUCGCCCAGGUUAUGAGAGUUCCACGGACCAGCUCCCCACCAGCACUUGUCUUGAAGAUUUAACAUGGUCAGAAGUUCCUGAGCUGUGUCAGAAGAAAUCUUGUGGUAUCCCAGCAAAUCCAGAACACGGUGAAGUUGUUACAAAUGAUCACCUGCUUGGUGCAAGAGCAACUGUUGUUUGUAACCGUGGGUACACAUUAAAGGGGGCCUCGCCUCUCAUCUCGUGUACCCUAAGGCGAGGUGAAGUUGCCUGGAGUCAAGUUCCAGCUUGUCAGGCUAUUUUUUGUCCUUCGCCCCCGACUAUUCCCAACGGGCAGCACAACGGGAACGGUACAGAGGAGUUCGCCUACAACUCGGUGGUGAUGUACACGUGUGACCCCGGGCUCCAGCUUGUAGGAAACGAAACUCUUCUUUGUACAACAGAGAACAGCAUCGACGGUGUCUGGAGCAGAUCUCCUCCUGAAUGCAGGGUUAGCGCUACAGCAGCAACAAACCAAACUGAACCCUUGGAAGAGAGGACACCAAAUAAUUUGCACUGGCUAGUGGGUGUCAUCCUUAUGUGCAUUGUUGCAGCUGUGAUUGUUGGUGUGAUUGCAGCUCUUCUCAUCAACAGAUGGAAAGACAAUAAACAACGCUCCGAUAAGGUGUGUUUACCAGAGCAUGAAGUGAAUGGAAGGGAUCUACCAAUGCACCCGAAGAUAAUGGAUGAUGGGAAGCAGCCUGUGCUGUGGCAUUCCUAUUUUUGCCACACAUCGAGUUGCCAUGUGUGUUCGAGCUGCGAAGAGCGGCUGCAUGCCGCCCUGGCCCCCCGCGCCGUGACCAGGCACCGCGGCUGUGCCACCUGCGAGCACUGGCUGCGCACCCAGCCCGGGACACCGCGCACCUACCGCGUCCCCAGCAUUGAGGAGACCCACAGCCCAGCAGAGACAAGCUCUCCGGCCGAAGUUGCAGAUGCGCUGAGGGCUGAGGGUGCAGGAGAAGCUGUGAGUGAUGCAGAGCAGCUCAUGGACCGUGAAAGCAGCCACAUCUGUCCCAUCUGCGAGGACUGGCUGCGCGCCCACGAUGACCAGCAUGGGACCCAUCAUGUGGCACCCACCAGGGAGCAGCAGGACCGGGGCCCCGGGGGUCCCAUCUGCCCGCCCUGCGCCGACCGGCUGCACCUCUCCCAUGUCCACAGUGACACGUCGCGCUGCCCCGUGUGUCCCCUGGCCGGGGAGGGGACCCUGGCUCACCUGGUCGCCCAGCGCACCCCCGGUUGCCACGUCUGCCCUGUCUGCACGGUGCCCACCCACGCUCACCUGUGCCAGCCCCGGCACCCCACGGAUAAAUGCUGACGGCUGUAGCAUCCUCAAGCUGGUCAGAGGGAAGGGUGAGUUGCUACACUAACUCCUGACGUCAACAGGGACGAAGUUCUAAGUGCAAUAAGGCAACCUGGAGUCAAGUGUCUGACGCGGCAAUCAAGAAUUUCUUUGUAAAGAAGCAGGAAAAUCAAACGCGCUUCAACUUCAGCUCCAUGUUGGUUCAGUGCCUACUGUUUUAUUUUUGCAGCUCUCAAAGUGAAGCUUUUAAAACAUCAGUAAACGUUUCUUUCCACUAGGAAAACAAUUUCAUAGUGAAUGCCCUCUUUGCACGGUCUUACAAGAUAUACUUGUACUUUUUUAAACCACUUGUUUACUCUGGUUCCUUUACUAAUGUGCAGAUACGAGGGCAAAACUUGCAGUAUUUAUAGUAAAACUGUUUUGUAAAUAAAUGGAAUAUAAAAUAAGAAAUACUAGUAUCCUGGCUAGGGUUUGUGGUGGGUUUUUUAAAAAUUUUAUUUACUAAUCAAGCCUUGUCAUAAAGUG
Columba livia (rock pigeon) is the source of this 6098-nucleotide messenger RNA. RefSeq lists its product as uncharacterized. The record is from RefSeq and is a predicted model, not a curated record. NCBI's taxonomy places the organism in Eukaryota, Metazoa, Chordata, Aves, Columbiformes, Columbidae. Gene Ontology annotation, biological process: negative regulation of complement activation, classical pathway; T cell mediated immunity. The coding region runs from base 3015 to 5588 and encodes 857 amino acids. Gene Ontology annotation, cellular component: plasma membrane. The transcript has 15 exons.